Sturnus vulgaris (Common starling) is the source of this 2979-nucleotide messenger RNA. RefSeq names its product autophagy related 14 (gene ATG14). Gene Ontology annotation, biological process: autophagosome assembly; mitophagy; autophagosome membrane docking. The record is from RefSeq and is a predicted model, not a curated record. Gene Ontology annotation, cellular component: extrinsic component of omegasome membrane; autophagosome; phosphatidylinositol 3-kinase complex, class III. NCBI's taxonomy places the organism in Eukaryota, Metazoa, Chordata, Aves, Passeriformes, Sturnidae. Gene Ontology annotation, molecular function: protein-membrane adaptor activity; phosphatidylinositol 3-kinase regulator activity.
AUGGCGGCUCCCAGCGGCCGCCGGCCGCAGCCCGCGGGGCCGGGCGGGGGCAGCGGCGCCGGGCCCGGGGCUCUGCGUGGCGCCGAGGAGGACGCCGAGGGUCUCUACGUGGCGGUGGAGCGGUGCCCGCUCUGCAACACCACGCGCCGCCGCCUCACCUGCGCCAAGUGCGUGCAGAGCGGCGACUUCGUCUUCUUCGACGGGCGCGACUCCGAGAGGUUUUCAGAAAAGAAAGAAAGGCUGAUGCAUCUCAAAACCAAACAGAGAGAAUUCCAAAAACAUGUUUUGAAGGCCAUGGAAGGGAAAGAAAUAACUGAUCAGCUGAGGUGGAAAAUAAUGUCUUGCAAGAUGAGGAUUGAGCAGCUGAAACAGACCAUUUGCAAAGAAAAUGAUGAAAUGACAAGACACACAGAGGGGCUGCUGAGGAUUAAAGAGGAGAACCAGAAGCAUUAUCGCAGGGCUCAGAGGCACCAGGAGAAGAAGGAGAAGAUCCAGAGGCACAACAGGAAGCUGGGAGACCUGGUGGAGAAGAAAAGCUACGAGCUGAGAACUCAGUACGAGCACCUGGCAAACCUGCGGCGCACGCACAUCCUGGAGCUCACCUCGGUCAUCUUCCCCAUGGAAGAGGUGAAGACAAGCAUGAGGGACCCUGCAGACGUGUCCUCAGAGAGUGACAAUGCCAUGACCUCCAGCACUGUGAGCAAGCUGGCAGAAGCACGGAGAACCACGUACCUGUCCGGGAGGUGGGUGUGUGACGACCACAACGGGGACACCAGCAUCAGCAUCACGGGGCCCUGGAUCAUCCUCCCCAACAACGGGGACUACUCUGCUUACUACAGCUGGGUGGAGGAGAAGAAGACUACACAGGGACCUGAUAUGGAACAUAAUAACCCUGCUCAUACCAUCAGUGCUGCAUUGUGCUAUGCAACUCAGCUUGUUAACACUUUGUCUCUCAUACUUGAUGUAAAUCUUCCCAAGAAGCUCUGCAACAGUGAAUUCUGUGGAGAGAAUCUCAGCAGACACAGGUUCACACGGGCAGUGAAGAAGCUGAAUGCUAAUAUCCUUCACCUCUGCUUCUCUCAGCAUGUAAAUUUAGAUCUGUUGCACCCCCUGCAUACCCUCAGGAACCUCAUGUACCUGGUCAGCCCAGACACCGAGAACUUGGGCAGGUCUGGCCCCUUCGAGAUCAGCGCUGACCUGGAGGACUCCAUGGAGUUCGUGGACCCCAGCGCGGCGGGCGAAACGGACGAGAGCGGCGACGAGCAUGUGAGUGACGAGGAGACCGACCUGGGCACGGACUGGGAGAACCUGCCCAGCCCCAGGUUCUGUGACAUCCCCUCGCAGCAGGUGGAGAUGCUGCAGAGCCAGAGCACCCAGGUGUCCCAGCCCAUCGCCAGCAGCAGCGCGGGCGGGAUGAUCUCGUCCGCCGCCGCCUCCGUCACCUCGUGGCUCAAAGCCUACACCGGGCACCGCUAGCGGCACACGGGGGCUGUGCCAGGACCCCCUCCCUGGCUGUGCUGUAGUCAACCUUCACCUAUUCAGUUAAGUAGUGCCUGGAACAAAGGAAAGGUCAGACUCGUGUUUUGUAAACCGGAGAAAACCUUUUUAUUUACCCAAGAUGACUGUGACGGCCCCGUUUUGUAAAUUAGCUCCGUGCUCCCGACGGAUUCUGCCAGGGCACUUUUGUGUCUUGGUUCUGUCUGCAUCGAGGAUUGUAAAAGGACCCAGCAACCUCCAGCUCUACUUUCUGAAGAAGCAGAUUUUGGAGUGUUUGGAUCGGGGAGAGCGCAGGGAAGGCUGCUCAGGGCACGGUCUGGACAGUGGUGCAAAUGCAGUUCCCACUUUCUUAACUCCUUACAGGGUUUUCCUUUGUGUGUGUGUGUUUUAAAUCUGUCUUGCAUAAUGCAAAAAUGCGUAUUUCUAAAUUUUUUUCAUUCAGGACAUGAAAAUUAUGCAUUUUUAACAUGUUUUCUAAUCUCUGUUGCCAUAUUUUUAAUACAAAUGAUCAGCAUGGACAGGGAAUUCACACAGCAAAUUGCUCUCGGUUUAGAUUUGGUUGUGAAUCUUUACCCAGUUCUGCCAUAGGAAACUGGCUUCUUUCAUGCUGUGUCCACUGGUAGGUGUAGAAGUUUUGUGUUGUGCUGAGGCACACAGGCUCUAUAUUCUUAAUACCAUACACCAAAGAAACACUGGACGUUCUCUUGCUAGGCCCACAUUCGAUGCUGAUACAGAAUUGCAUUGUUGCAAUAAUAUCCAUUGGUUACCACACCAUGUUGCCACUUUUUAGCAUUAGAAAAACCUCAUUUCAAGCCAGUUUGGUAGUUACCUGCUCUCCACACUACAUGUGUUUUUAACCCUAUUUUAUGGUAUGUUCAUGGUGGGGUUUGUUGUUUACUGACUGCCAAGAAGGUGGUUUGGUUUCCCUGGCACAGCUGGCUCGUGGAACCCCAGGAGUUGGGUGCUGAGUGGUGACUUGGAGAGCAAAGGCUCCUCCUCUUCCUCUGCCUUGCAGGACGGGGCACCCACGGGUGGUUUGCUCAGCAGAGCUUCCAACGUUUACAUUUAGAGCUGGGACAGUUCCUGCACGGGGCCAGCCAAGGGAAGAGCCUCCUGCCCUCCCUCCACGAGGGAGGAUUUCUGCCACUGCCCCGCAGCUUGUGGGGACACAGCUCCUAACGAGGACAUGGUGACAGAGGCCACAUCCCUGCCCCAUCCCAGCCCCAGGGCUGGCUUUCCCAGCCACCUCACAGGGUGUUUCGUGGUGGAUUUCUCUGUUCCUGUCCAGGCUGGCCAGUGCUGCCCCUGUCCCCACCCAGGGGUGGGAAGCCAGAUGUGGCAGUGACACCCAUGUGCCCUAUGCCAGGGUGCCAUUGUGCCACCCACCCCUCCACGGCAGCUGCUUCUCUUCAACCCUGAGCUUGGGCAUGUGUUGUCAGUAGUUUCUUCUGAUUUUUCUUUUUUAUUUUUUUUUAAACCAAA